UGACGUCAAAAUAUGGCGCCUUGAUCAGCUGGGUGUUGUGUAGUGCGUGCUUGAGAUGCCCGUCUUUAGAAAAUCAACCGAGACUGUCGUCUGUCUACUAAGAUACUUUCGCGUGCUUGUAAUGUGGCUAGUUGUGAGAACUGCAUCGAUUUCGUCGACAUACGCAUCGUUCGGUGCAAUGUGUUCUCGAUAGCACCGCCAUUUUGUCGCUUGUUAGUGGAUAAACAAAUGACGAUGUCGUCGUGGGUACUUUGGGUUCGAGGCUAGGUGUUACAGGUAAUUGGGAUGCAUCAAGCAAAUGUACUUCGACAGACAUUAAUCUAAAAAAAAUUAACGUUGGAUAAUGAGACCAUUGAACAGUGAAAUCUGGCAGAACUUCUUUAAAAAAUGAUCAAGGAAGAACUCAACGCGAUAUGCCACCAGAUAGACCAGAUUCCACAGGUAUGGAAAGAGGAAUAGAGUUGAGAUCCAAUCAGAUUUUCAAUUUUCAAGAUGCAACUUAUACAACUAAAGAACGUAAUAAUGCAAAUGCGUUUGUAGAAUCCAAUUCGAGUUACGAUGUUCAAGAAGAAUUACCUAUCAAUGAAAAAUCUAUAGAAAAGAACAAUCAUUCAGACGAUGACUUAACUUCUCUCAGCUGGUUACAUCAACAAAAUUUAUUAAAGGGAUUAGAAAUAUCAAACCCCAGCAAGGAUAUCAAGAACGAAAAUCUUUUGAAUAACAAUGUGUGCGACGAUAUUGCAGACUUCUCUGAAAAUACAAAUUCUGUUUCCAGUUUGGAUGAUAGUUAUUGUUCAGAAAUUAGCAGUAAAAAAAUAAAUUCUACAUCACAAAGCCAUGGACAGCAAAACUAUCAGCACUCGAAUAGGAAUUGCCAGAAGUCCAGUCAAGUGUUUAAUGACUGCAUGAAAGGUCAUUAUGAAACUUCUCCGAGUGAUCAAACAAAGAUAUCAUUGAGCAACAACAAUUUGCCAGUGUCAAAUCGCAACAAGCAUCCUACACAUAUCCCUUACGAUCCUCAUUUACAUAGAAAUAGUAAACCACCAUACUCGUUCUCCUGUUUAAUUUUUAUGGCGAUCGAGGACAGCCCUGUGAAAGCUCUUCCAGUUAAAGAAGUUUAUGCAUGGAUUUUGGAUCACUUUCCAUAUUUUAGGAAUGCACCUACUGGUUGGAAAAAUUCCGUUCGUCAUAAUUUGAGUCUGAACAAAUGUUUUCGUAAGGUAGAAAAAGCUCCAAAUUUAGGUAAGGGCUCAUUAUGGAUGGUAGAUGCUCAAUAUCGUCCAAAUUUGAUACAGGCAUUAUCUCGUGCUCCUUUUCCACCUCCAACCGCACAAAAUCUUUCUACUCCAGAAAAAAGUCAAAGGAAGAAUGCAAGUGCACGUCUUCCGGAUCCUGUCUUAUUCCCAUACCUUUCCAAAAGACUGGCAUCUAGCAAUAUUAGCGAAACUCCUGAAACAGAGGUAGACAGUGACGUGGAUGCUGCAGCCGCGGCUAUGCUUUCCUUUAAACACGGGCCAAUUAUAUUGAAUCACAAUAGAGAUCGCAAGAAAAAAAUAUUGGAAUCUGAAAAAUUAGUUCCUGUAAUCACAAGAAGUUCUAGCGAAGAUCAUACAUAUAGUUGUAUUACUUCCAUCAAAUUGGAAAACAAGUACUCAAACGAGGAGGUCUCUACUGAUUUCGAUGAGCAAAGGAAAAUAGCAGAAGGGGCGGAUGCGCUUCUUAAUUUAGCGGGCGUUAAUACGACACCCAAUAAUAACAAAAUACAUCACGUACAAGCUACGAAUCCUGUAUCAAAAUCAGAGAGCGUGACAAAAUCUAAAAGACGGUUAGUUUCGAACGAUUAUUCGAGCACAGCGGAGAAGAAACGUAAACGCUGGCGAGAGUGGGGCGAAGGAAAUCGGUACCUAAAGCAUAUUAGAGGUUAAUAUGAAAUUUUUCUCAUAUACAUAUAUGUAUCUAUAGUGAUGAGAACUUCCAGCUAGUGCGUGUAUCAGACAGUGUCUAGGGACACGUUUUAUAAAAGUAUUUGGUAAAGAACGUUUCUUGAUUUUUGCGGUAUUAGCUUCGGCGAAAGAAUGAUCUUUAACGUUUUGGUUCUAUAUAUGAAGUCUUUUAUAUUGACUAUUAUAUAGGAGUAUUUAUAGAAAACAAAGAAAAGAAUGUAUAUGCGCACGUAAUUAUCUAUAACGUAUCAGAUAACGUUCAAGAGUGGUAUCGGAAGAAAAAUCUUUGUAAGGUGCAUUUCUAAAGAAUUGGCGAUUGCUCAGGGUUCAGAACUCGCUAUAUGCCAAAUGAAAUUCGGUAGCACUAAGCAGCAAGCAAUAAUAGCAAUGUAGUUGUAAAAGAGUUACUUUCUAAAGAUGUUAUUUUAACAUGGUGUAGAGAGAGAGAGAGAGAGAGAGCGAGAGAGAGCGAGAGCGAGCGAGAGAGAGAGAGAGCGAGAGCGAGAGAGAGAGAGAAGCGUAUAGAGUAAGGUCAAUGAAGAAAAAUGCGAUCGCAUAUUAAGCUAAGAAAAACGAUGAAGUUUUUAGAACUGUUGUGCUGGUUAUACAUAUUAAUUCAUAGAGAGUUUAAUUAUUGAUAAUAGAGCCUUAUACUAGUUUUUUUUCUGUAGAUAUGUAUAGAGAUAUAUAAUAUCUAUUCGAUAGAGAAAUUGAUAAUAUAUUUAAAAAAAAAAAAAAAAAAAAAAAAAAAAGAAAAAAAAAAGAAAAAAAAGAUUAUACACACGUGCGCGAACGCAUAGAGAAAGAGAUGCGUUCGUAGAAACGUAUACAUACACAUCCAUGCUCACGUACUCAUUAAUUACGCUCAACAAGUGCAUCUGUGAAUGUACGCGACUGUAGAUUGGCAGUACGCGCGCUGCCAAUGAGUAAGCAACAAAGAAUAUGAUGUCGAGGUAUACGCUCGGUAUGAAUUUGAGAUAAGGAAAUCUAUCGUUUCACGUCUUUUUCUACUAUCUUCCUGGCUUUUGAGAUGAUUUUAAAGAAUGCUGUAUAUAUGUAGACCCUAUAAUGUAUGCACAGACCAGUUUUGAAAUUCCUUCGAUUACGUGACAUUUUGUAUCCGCACUUUUCCUAUCGAUCUGGAUAGCGAUGGAAGAAUGUGCAAGGAGACAUCCUAUUUUUAUAUAAGAAAAAUUAAAGAAAACGAUAACAAUAAGAAAAAGUCUGCGGAUACCUGUCUUUAAAAAAGAAAAAGAAAAAAAGAGUAUGUAUGUAGUAUGGAUGUGAAUAUCGAAAAAAACUGGUAUUGCAUAUAUUAAUAUGUAGAUCUAUAUAUAGAAAGAACGUAUAUUUUUACAGGGCUCUGCCCGCGUGAUAAAAGCUCUUCCUAAUAACUCGCUAAUACACAGAUCAUUAGCAUAAAUCAUGUAAGAAUUGCGAAUGUUGAAAUUCGUGCGUUGAAACGCAAUGUGUGCGUUGUGAUAGAGCAACACGCUCGAAACCAGGUCAAGCGUUCAUAGGAAUAUCGUAGAAUCUAUACUGAAUUUCUAAUAUUAUCAUUGUAAAUUAAUAAGAAGUUUACGGUAGUAAUAAUUCUACGAUUGACCGAUAAGAAUUAUUGAUAGGACGAUACACAGUGUACGAAUAUGUAAAUUCUUCACGAAGACUUUUCGUAUUGGUUUCGACACGUUGCUCUAUCAUUAUUUUCUUUGCGCGAUAUCGUAGGUAGACAUCAGCUACGGAAGAAAGUCUUGAUUAUAAAUGGUGCAGGGAAGAAUGCCAUGUUUAAGUAGUCGAGAUAACUUUGAUUUUUCAUGCACAUAUAACUUCAAAUUAUUCUACGUGGCACGUACUGUACUAUACGAAAAUUUAUCCGCCGGUGGAUAUUAAGUGCUUCAUUCAAAAUUUAUAUACAUAUAUACAUAUACAAUGUGAUAUGUGUAUAUGCAUAUAUAUGUACUACGUGCGAGAUAAUCUCAUCUAGAUAUUAUGUUUCCACUGUCUGUGAUAACGUUGCAAUACUUAGUACAACUCGUUGUCAUUGCUAUAC
This is a messenger RNA of Vespa mandarinia (Asian giant hornet), 3993 nucleotides long. RefSeq lists its product as uncharacterized. The record is from RefSeq and is a predicted model, not a curated record. Gene Ontology annotation, cellular component: nucleus. NCBI's taxonomy places the organism in Eukaryota, Metazoa, Arthropoda, Insecta, Hymenoptera, Vespidae. Gene Ontology annotation, biological process: regulation of DNA-templated transcription. Gene Ontology annotation, molecular function: DNA-binding transcription factor activity; cis-regulatory region sequence-specific DNA binding.